Messenger RNA from Ciona intestinalis (vase tunicate), 654 nucleotides. The record is from RefSeq. Lineage: Eukaryota; Metazoa; Chordata; Ascidiacea; Phlebobranchia; Cionidae.
UGUAAACAACAUUUUUUAAAGACGGCGCAGAAAUACGUCAAUUUUACUGUAAACAUUUACAAGAAUCCGAAACAGCAGGACGAUAAUGGCGAAUAGCGAAGAAGCGAUCGUCGCAAGGUUGACAAACCAAAACAAAUCGCAGAAGAUUGGCUGCAAAAAGUGCGGAUAUCCUGGUCAUUUAACCUUUGAGUGUCGGAACUUUUUACGUGUUGAUGCGAACAAAGACAUAGUGCUUGAUGUCAGCAGUACAAGCUCGGAAGAUGAUGAUGAAGUGAUCACAAAAAGAGCAGAAGAAAAAAGGGCAAAAAAAGAGAAAUUAAAAAGAAAAAAGAAGAAAAAGAGAAGAACAAGUUCAAGUGAUGAUUUAUCAUCUGAAGACAGUUCAACAGAAGAAAGAUUCUCUAAAAAGAAGAAGAGGAGUAAGUAUGAAGAUGACUCCAGCUCUGAAAGUGAUAAGAAACCAGCCAAACAUAAAAAGAAAAAGAAGUCAAAAAAAACUGAUGCAAAGAAAAAGAAGAGAAGGAAUAGAAAAACAAGUUACUCUUCAUAGCACCUGCUUUGGUUCACAAAUGUUUUAGUACUUUUUAUAUUGUACACUGCCGCCGUGGAUCAUAUUUCCAAUUAAUAAAAUGAUCCUUUUAGAUAAAAAACAAA